Striga hermonthica is the source of this 1599-nucleotide messenger RNA. NCBI's taxonomy places the organism in Eukaryota, Viridiplantae, Streptophyta, Magnoliopsida, Lamiales, Orobanchaceae. The record is from the annotation of a GenBank genome assembly.
AUGAGUUGCUUCCCAUGUUUUCAAAAUAAGGAAGAAGAGAGCAGCAAAAAUAAUGAAGAGGUUCCGAUUGCUCGGCCUAAUAAUUUUACUCCACCACCUCCGGUAAGUAUUAACAAUAGUUAUAAGGAUCCAUCUACUCACACCAAUAAUGCAGCUGGAGGUGAAAAUCAGUCGGCAAAAGCUUACACCUUCCGUGAGCUUGCCAUGGCAACGAAGAAUUUCCGUCAAGAUCUAUUAAGUGAAGGUGGAUUUGGCAGAGUAUUCAAAGGGACACUUUCACCAAGUGGGCAGAUUGUUGCUAUCAGGCAACUGGAUAGGAAUGGAAUGCAGGCGAGUCAGGAUUUCGCAACUGAAGUCUCGAAUUUGAGUCUCCUUCAACACCCAAAUCUCGUUAAGAUACUUGGAUACUGUGCUGAUGGGGAUCAAAGAAUCUUGGUGUACGAAUACUUGCCAUCUGGUGCUUUGAUGAACCAUCUAUUUGACCUUCCAGUGGGGGCAAAGCCAUUAGAUUGGUCUGCAAGAAUGAAAAUUGCGUUGGGUAUUGCCGAAGGACUCGAGUACCUGCAUGAGAAGGUCAAUCCCCCGAUCAUAUAUCGAGAUCUGAAAUCGUCAAACAUCUUAGUGGGUGAGGCCAAUGGCCCGAAACUCUCGGAAUAUGGGCUGGCCAAGCUCGUUCAGACUGGCGGCAGCAAGAUGGCGGGGUACGGGUAUUCUGCACCGGAAUACGAAAGGCAAGGGGAGUUGACGUUGAAAUCCGACGUGUAUAGUUUUGGCGUGGUCUUGUUAGAGCUUAUCACGGGACGUCGAGCCAUGGACACCUCACGGCCUGCGGACGAGCAAAAUUUAGUUAGUUGGGCCCAGCCCAUAUUUCGAGACCCAUCCAAGUUCCCGGACAUGGCUGACUCUCUCCUUCGAAAGCAGUUUCCGGUGACUAGCCUGAACCAGGCGGUCGGUGUUGCCGCCAUGUGUCUCCAAGACGAGCCCUCUGCUCGGCCUCUCAUCAGCGACAUCUCGGCUGCUCUCGGUUUUCUGGCUAUGGCCCCACCCGAAGCCCCCAUCCCGGCCCGACUCGUUCCUAUUCUCUCCUCCCGAGUCGAAACCUUGAAAUACACCUCCUUCAGAGACUCCUCCUUCUCCUCCCCCGACACCUCGGGUGACGAUAAUAUCAAAAACUACAGCAAAAACAGUAAAAGUAUGGAUAAAAGCAGAAAACACGAGCGCAAAUCGAGCUCCGACUUCGAGUACGGCACCAAUGAUGAGUCGGAUAGCUCGGAUGACGAGAAGAGGACGAAAAAGCGCGAGUCGGGCUUGAAGAGCAAGAGCAAGAAAACAAGCCGUUCGAGCUCAAACAGCAGCAGCAGUAGCCUCAGCUCGAGGAGCUCCAGGGAUUACAGCAUCGGCUUCAGCCUGAGGUGUGAUAGCGCUUUUCCCGAGAGGAGUGAUUCUUCUGUAUCGGGACACGAUGCGAUUGUCGAGCGUGAUGAUGAGUAUAGCUCGUCGAGUAGCGAUGAGUCGGGUGAUGAUGAAAGUGAAAUGGUUCGUUUGAACUCGAGAGGCUCAGAUAGGCACAGGAUUGAGUUUGAAGAAGACGAAAGCUAA